AUGAAGAGCUGGUCGAACCUGUACAAUCUCGAUGAAUUCUGGCUCGAGUUCAACCUCACGGAGCCAGCAAUGAUCAAAGCCGCGAUUGACUGGUUCCAACACAGCGACAUGUUUGAGUGCCUUCUUUCCGGCCAUCGUAUUGAUGAUGCCGGGGCUAAAGUGAUCGCUGAAGCACUCAAGAGCAACAGAACACUGACCAGUAUCGAUCUGAGUGCGAAUCAGAUUGGCUUUGACGGAGGUCAAGCGAUUGCCGAAGCACUCAAGAGCAACGGAACGCUAACUGCUCUCAAUCUGAACAAUAAUUCGAUUGGCGAUACUGGAGCUCAAGCGUUUGCUGAAGCACUCGAGCACAACGAGACACUGACCGAUCUCGAUCUGAGAAUAAGUCGGAUUGGUGGUGCAGGGACGAAGGCUCUCGAAAUGACUGGCAACACGAGGUGUCGUGUGUUUCUUCAAAGCGAUGGCAUCCCGCUAUCUGUUCAACAACGGGCUCCGUCAUCAAGAUCCUCCGCUUCUUCAUCUCCCAAUGAGCAAGUUCGUAUGUCGCAACCUCGUGUCGAGGAUCUGGAGCAGCAGCUUCAAGACAAAGAUGCGGCUGUUGAUUCACAAAUGCCUGGAGACGAAGUCCUGGAAGAGGACCCGUCAACUCCAAGCGCUCGCCAUCAACCACCGGCUGCUUCUGCGCCCCUUCCAAAUCCUCAUCAACCAGCAGCUGUGUCUGAUGUCAGACUGCAUGAAUCAUCCAGUGCACCUACAAUGCAAGUGAUCGACGACCCGAUAGAUGUCUCGCAAACUAGCCAAGGCCAGGUGCAUGACUUGUACUCUGACACGGUUCGCCUCCUCGAGUCCAUCGGCAUGCCGCGCGCUGCUGAGCUUGUACCGCUACCUUCGGACGACGGCCUGGGCCUUCUCGAGCGCUGCACGACACUGGAGCUCGUUAGGAAAAUCGUCGAGUACCUGGAUGAGCACGCAGACUUGACGAGCACGUCGACAUUGGUCGAUCGCGUGCACGCUCUUGGCUUCGACCAGCGUGUCGCCGACCUUCUUGAAGCUCACCGGCAGCGCUGCGGCGACAUGUGGGGCGUUCGAUCAAUUGCCGACUGGCUCUUGACGUACGUAGAAGAAUGCCUCGAGCCUCCAAGCGACGCCCGCUUUCCGUACACUCCGGACACACGCGGAGUGAGGUCGCAGCAGCAAACCGGAAGGCGUGAUGGUCGACCGCUUCAAUAUGUGAACUACCCAGCCGCCGCCAUUGAACGGGGGUCAGAUGCGCUCAGGCAGCCACUUAACGACUAUUUCAGUACGUUUCAAAGCACCCUCCCAAAUUACCAGAACCGCCUGCCUGUCUACUUGUACCACGGCACCAGUCACGAAAAUGCCAUCUACAUAUUCACCAACGGCCCCGAGCGACUGAGCACUCACCAAGAUUUCAGCCGCGAAGGCGCAUUCUGCACCACAACCGACCUGCGACAAGCCAUAGACUGGGCCAGAAGGCGUCAUGUGCUCGGAAACGGCCUCUCGUCGCCUGCGGUCGUCAUCUUCCAGCUCUUUCAGGAUGAGCUCGACCACGAACGCUCGUGGUCGCCAGAUAAUAUCGAAUGGGAGCGGCUUAUUCUCUCGUCGCGUCUACAUGAGCGCCUACUGCGGCAGUACUACCACCACGAUGCUUCGGCUGAGGAUUGUCAGGAGAUUGCGCAGAGGGCCGACUUCGUGUCCGGUCCCUACAGUGCAGCGGGCAGCAGUUGA
Messenger RNA from Capsaspora owczarzaki ATCC 30864, 1746 nucleotides. RefSeq lists its product as hypothetical. The transcript has 8 exons. The record is from RefSeq and is a predicted model, not a curated record. Bases 1 to 1746 code for a protein of 581 amino acids. NCBI's taxonomy places the organism in Eukaryota, Filasterea, Ministeriida, Capsasporidae. Gene Ontology annotation, molecular function: protein binding.